Lathyrus sativus (Indian pea) is the source of this 912-nucleotide messenger RNA. The record is from the annotation of a GenBank genome assembly. NCBI's taxonomy places the organism in Eukaryota, Viridiplantae, Streptophyta, Magnoliopsida, Fabales, Fabaceae.
AUGGAAUGCUCAACCUCAAACUCCGACCCUGAAACCACUCAACAAAUGCGCAAACUCGAUGCUAUCACCACUUCUCUUUCCGAAUGCUUCCAAUCCCUCAAGAUCACAGCGCAACAAACUUCUCGAAAACAAGAUCAACUAGAAGAGACUAAAGGCACCCUGAAGGAAGUGGAAGAUGAACUUGUUAAAGUACUCGCAGAAAAGAUCCGCAAAGAGGCCAAGCGAAUGGCUUUGAUGGAUGUUAUUGCUUCUGCAAAGGCUAGAGUUGGAAACCUCAACAAUAGUGUUCAAGAGCUUCGGAUUAGGAAACAAGAAUACACCUCAUUUUUAUCUCAGCAGUCUCUUGCUUUAGCAGCAUCUGAGGGGAUUAUAAAUGGGAGCAUUGAUCACACACAUGACACGCGACAGGCCAUCUCUUGGUAUAACAAUGUACUCGGUUUUCAUGUCAAAGGGGGACAUGGGGUUAAGUUCACUUUCACGAAUAUAGAUUUGAAGAAUCCAAAUAGAGAGUACUCUUUUACUGUGUACCAUGACAAAAAUACCUACUUGUUGUUAAGUUGUGAACCUUCCCUUGAUGGUAUUGAGGAGUUGGUCCAUGAAUUAAACAAAACAAAUGAUCUAUUCAAGUUUGUUAGAGUUAUAAGGAGCAAAUUUCAAAAAAAAUUGGCCCAAGGGAGCUCAGUUCGAACAACAGUUAAACCUGAAGAAUCAGCCUUUAUCUCUUCAUCUGCUCCAGGUUCAUCUGGUAGAAGUGAUUCUACAACCACAGAAAAUGAACAUCAAGUGGAAUUCUCUGAUGGCAGUGCACUUUUAAAGAGAAAAAACACCCGCACAAGGAAAAAUUUGGCACUUUUAUCUCCUGAUUCUGCCUCAUCUGUUCGUCAGUCUCCGCGUUUAAAGGUUAGGAAAUAA